This is a messenger RNA of Nelumbo nucifera (sacred lotus), 1438 nucleotides long. Its product is annotated as chaperone binding / ATPase activator. Gene Ontology annotation, cellular component: cytosol. The record is from RefSeq and is a predicted model, not a curated record. Gene Ontology annotation, molecular function: ATPase activator activity; protein-folding chaperone binding. Gene Ontology annotation, biological process: positive regulation of ATP-dependent activity; protein folding. Lineage: Eukaryota; Viridiplantae; Streptophyta; Magnoliopsida; Proteales; Nelumbonaceae.
CUAGAGGCAGGGCUGAGAAGGACGUGGAAGGUUCGCGAAGGGUCUCCAUUAAACCACGAGUUCCAAAUGUUUGGUCAAAUCUUCUGCAACCUUCCCCCGCUUCUCGGAAAUUCGUCUCACUAGGCUUUCUUGUUCCAUUUCUCUCCUCUUAGCUUGAAAAAAAGAAAACCUUCUCUCUUCUCUGCAAAUUCUCCGAAUCUCUCUCUCACCAACCAUUUCCCCAAAAGAGACCUUCAAUCAACCGAAGAUCUCUACCUGUCGUGCAUUGGUUUCUAUCUAUUUCCUGCGUUUGAUUUGUUUGGAGGAGCAGCCUUUCCGUCAGAGUCUUUUUUGACCUGAGUUUAUUACAGCAAAAGUUUUGAGGAAUAGGAAAGAGAAGGACUCAACUUUGCGGGAAUCGCCAUUUGUUGAAAACCAUCAAGUGCUGAAGCCUUUCUCAGAUUCAAAUCCCCUUUAUUCUGGUCGAAUUCGGUUUUGUUAAUUUAUCAAACGAGCAAUUUCCCAACCCAGCGGCUUUAUUUGGAAAUUGAGAAUCUGUCUCUAGGAGUCUUUUGAUCUAGUUUCGGGGUCUAGGGGUGGGGGAGAUGGAGACUGGGGUAGCAGAGAACAAGUCCUCUUACACGUAUUGGGUUAGGGAUGUAACAAAAGACGCUGCUCCACUCCCCGUACCUCGCCAGCUCUCAGCGGAUGAUUUAUCAAAGCAGACCCAGCCUAAUUCAUUGGGAUCGGUCUGGAAUAGUGCUGGAACCUGGGAGGAGAAGAACCUUAGUUCAUGGGCAAGUAAUAGGAUGAAGGAAUUGCUUGCUGCUGUGUGCUCAUUGGAAUUCUCUAGUGGCAAAGCAGAAAUUGCAGAAGUAACAAAAUGUGUGGGUGAUGCAUUUUUGGUUACUGUGCGAAACAAGAAAAGGGUAGGCUACACGUAUGAGUUAACAUUGAAAGUCAAAGGGGAGUGGAUGGUCCAAGAUGAGAAGAAAAAUAUCAAGGCCUAUAUAGAUGUCCCAGAGUUCACAUUUGGUGAGCUAGAUGACUUGCAGAUUGAAGUGAGGCUCAACGAGGAGAAGAGUCUAGUGCAGCAAGAUAAGCUGAGAAUUAUCCAAGACUUGCGGCUAUUUUUGCAACCUAUCCGUGAAAAGUUGGUCCAGUUUGAGCAGGAGCUUAAAGACAGAUAGGGCGGGAUAUUAUUUUUAGUGAUUCUGUCCACUAUUAGGAAAUGGGGACUACUUGUCUGUCAUGUUCUUAUUGGAGCCUUUGAUUCGUCGUACUGUUAUGAGUUACUGCAUCUUUGUUUGUAAUGGAACACGGAUCGUGUAUGGAAGCAAAGCUUAUGCAGUAAACUGGAACUAAUUUACUGGUCAUGCAUUAGUUGGACUAUGCCAGACAAAUGAUAACUUGUCCAUCAAUCUCUUAUGUAUGUUAUAUCUAUUGUUGGAUGUUUGUA